This is a messenger RNA of Darwinula stevensoni, 543 nucleotides long. Lineage: Eukaryota; Metazoa; Arthropoda; Ostracoda; Podocopida; Darwinulidae. The record is from the annotation of a GenBank genome assembly.
AUGACAAUCUAUGAAAGGAUUUAUCAAACAGACGGAUAUGAAUUACGCCGGACCUGGGCAGCCGGGGUGCAGGCAUUGGGGAGGCUGUGCCUGGCUGGCUUGAGGGAGGAGGCGAUGGCGACCUUAUCGUCCCUGAGAUAUCAUGUAAGAGAGAGCAUGUCUGGAUCCCGUGACAUGACGAACUCGGCCCUGUGGCGACGGCUGCGUUCCGGAGUAGCUUCAGUGAGAACCGCGUUUCUCCUGCCCGUCCCCGAUCGCGUGCAUUUCCUUCUUCCGUUACGAAGCGAUAACGUCUCUCUUUCCCUUCCAGACAAGCUGGCGGAAACAGAGGCGUGGUACCUCCUGGAAAAAUUCUACGAAGUCGGGCCGGAGGAGACCAGGAAACUCGUGGAUUCCAUCGGUAAGAACGACGUUGCCCCGCCCCUACAUCACAUCCUUUUUCCCCCGGUCCAUCAAGAUGCCAUCUCCUAUUUUCACCUUUCGUUUCCAGACAAACUCGGGCCGGAGGAGAGACGCCAGCUCAUUCCUUCUUUUGGUGCCUAA